Messenger RNA from Desarmillaria tabescens, 2541 nucleotides. RefSeq lists its product as uncharacterized. NCBI's taxonomy places the organism in Eukaryota, Fungi, Basidiomycota, Agaricomycetes, Agaricales, Physalacriaceae. The record is from RefSeq and is a predicted model, not a curated record. The transcript is spliced from 14 exons. Gene Ontology annotation, molecular function: metalloexopeptidase activity. Gene Ontology annotation, biological process: proteolysis. The coding region runs from base 1 to 2541 and encodes 846 amino acids.
AUGUCAAAUCGACAGCUGGGCCCUCUCCGGUCCCUACUGUAUCUUGCGCCAGUUUUUAUUUUGGGUCCAAUAAUUGGCUAUCGGCACCACACCACACUGCCGGAACCUGUAACAGAGCUAAUAAACAACCGCACCAACCUACCGCAAAUCUGCGAAGCCAAUAUUUUAGAGUACUCUAGGAUACUAUCAGAGGACAUUGGUUAUCGAACCGUCGGAACUGCAGAACACGCCCAGGCCGACUUAUGGAUGCACCAGACAAUCAAGGACAUUAAGACUGAGUGCGACCGCAUCGUGAAGGAAAGCGGCGGUAGAAAGCUGGAAUGUGAAAUAUGGAGACAAGAAGGGAGCGGCAGUCACCGAUUCGACAUAAUGAACACACGUCUGUACAAAACCUAUGUCUCCCUCAGUAACUUUAUCGUUCGCGUUUCUGAUGGUACCGACGAGGGCAAGAAACACGCGGUGCUUGUCAAUUCCCAUCUCGACAGUCAACUACCUGGUCCUGGGGCUGCUGACGACGCCAUUUCUGUGGGAAUCAUGCUAGAUGCUAUCAGAGUGCUUUUAGGUACUCCUGAUUGGAGUCCAAAACAUUCCAUAAUCUUUUUGUUCAAUCAUGCCGAGGAAUCCCUUCAAGAUGGUUCACACAUGUUUUCGACUCAGCAUCCGAUCGCUUCGUCUGUACGCGCCGUAAUCAACCUCGAAGCCGCCGGAACAACAGGACGUGAAAUUCUUUUUCAAGCUACUUCGAAGGAGAUGAUUGAAGCGUAUGCCCAUGUCCCGAGACCAUUUGGUACCGUCUUCGCUAGUGAUAUCUUCGGAAGUGGGAUAAUCAUGUCAGACACUGAUUUCCGACAGUUCCAAGACUACCUUAACGUCACUGGUCUAGACAUGGCCAUCAUAGGGAAUUCAUACCUGUAUCACAUGCGUAAGGACCUUGUGGAAAAUAUCGAGCCUGGUGUCGGUCAACACAUGGGCGAGAACGCUCUUGCCCUACUGCUACACCUGUCGGGUCAUGCAAGUCCUCUUCCUCAAUUGACCGAUGGCUAUAGCAAGCCUGAAAUGGUGUAUUUCAGCCAUGUGAUCCCGUACUUCUUCAUAUACUCGUUCAGUACAGCCAAGAUCAUUUAUGCUGUAUUCCUGAUUGUGACGGUGGCGCUGAUACACUUCCGAAGUCCUUUCCCUGCAAAGACUUUCGUCUUGAGCGUUUUGGCAACGCUUUUUGCCUUUGUGGGUGCGCUGGCGGGUGCAAAUGCCGUAGCACUUGUUAUGACCCACGUGUUGGGGAAAAGCAUGAGCUGGUUCAAAGAUGAACUAUCGACAAUUGUACUUUAUGGGCCAGCUGCGAUUCUCGGUGCGGUGCUAACUUUCUACAAUAGGCCGCUUGUUUAUUCUUCCGUCUUGUUCGUCCAAGCGAUGGCUGCAUUUGGUCUGCAACUAUUGGGCUUGGGCUCCGCGUCCUUGUUCUUUGUUACAGCCCUUCCCUUGGUUAUUGCCUAUGCUCUUAAUCCACUCUUCGCCAGUUUCACCGGAGAGAAAGGAAUUUCUAUAUUGACGUAUGUCUUUGGAUCAUUCAUACCUCUCAUCACAGGCACCCUUGUCAUAGUGCCGACCAUAGAAGUCUUCGUCCCGUUGACAGGCCGCAUGUCUGCGUCGGCUCCAGCAGACCAUCUCAUCGCAACCAUCGUCACCGUCGUUGGCUCAGUUGGACUUCCUUUACUUGCACCGUUCUCUCACCGAUUCGGCCAAGGUUAUCUGAAGGAGUUUAUUGUAGUCCUGCUGGUUGUGAACGCGGCUUUAAUCGCUGUAUUUGCUCAAAGGGAUGUGUACGACGAUAUGCAUCAAAGGAGAGUAUUUGUUCUACGAGUGGAAAACGUAACUACCCAUGAACAUCACCUACAUCUGGCUGCGUCAGAUGGCGCGCCUGGUUUUCCAGACCUUGUUCACGCUAUUGCUGGUGACUUCGGCGCGCAGAGCGCGGUCGCACAAAGUGUUGUAAUGGACUAUUAUAAUGGGGAUUGGGACCCACUGUAUCCUUUCUCCGCUGCAAGUCCUUUCAUUUUCUUCCUCACGCCAUUUAAACUAGCUCUUCCCGCUUCCACGCAAGGUUUCCUAGAAAGUGGUGGUGAGUUUGAGGUUAAAGCCUUAAAUGAUGCAAGAGAUCUCGUUGCUGGCACCAGGAAAGUUACAUUGAGGAUCUACCAUCCGGGACUCAUCUGGACUGUUAUUGCCUUUGAUGCGCAUGUCCUCGAAUGGAAUUUAGAUGACAAUCCUCCGGACAAGCACACGAGGCAUCACAUCAAGGAAGCCUCAUUCUAUGGACAAGAUACAUGGGAAGUGGAUAUGGUCAUCAAAGAUGCCCCAAUACAGGUGAAUUAUAUAGGCCUGCUGGAGAAAGCGAUGUGGCCUGGUAAGCGAGCAACGAAGGCAGAAGGUGGGGAGUCGAUGGAGCUUUUUGAGCAACUAGACGCAUGGCUGGACGAGAAGACCGGCGGUAAGGUUGAUGCGACGCUAAUAGGUGGCGUAGGGGGGGUUGUGACACUUUGA